Messenger RNA from Rotaria sp. Silwood1, 9816 nucleotides. NCBI's taxonomy places the organism in Eukaryota, Metazoa, Rotifera, Eurotatoria, Philodinida, Philodinidae. The record is from the annotation of a GenBank genome assembly.
AUGGGCCAACAAUUAUUCAAAGUUCAUUUAGACAUAGAUGACAAUAUAGAAUUCAAUUCAAAUACAAUCUCAUUAAUUGCUAGUAACGAUGAUAUUAAUUUUUUAUUCUCAUCAAAAUUUUCUGAUAUAAAACUUAAUUCAACUGAAUUAAAUAAUGAUAAUCAAACAACAAAUUCACAAACAGAAUCCAUUAAAAAAAUUCGAAAUGAUUUAGGUUUAUUAACAAAAUUAGUUCAAUGGGAAAAGAUUAAUACGGAAAUCAAUGACAUACUUAUGAAUAAUGUUUUUACUUUUGUCGUUGAUCAAAAUAAAAAAGUAAUAGAAGAAAUGAAUAAUCGUUUAACAUACAAACAAUAUUUACAAACAUCUGUAAUAAAAAAACUCAAAAAUGAUAGCUAUGAAAAUUUAUCUAUUUUUUCAUAUUCAUUUACUGAUUAUUCAUCAGAUAAUACAACUACAUUUUCUUCUGAGACUGAAGAUGUACAAAAAACUAAAUAUCAAUUUACACAAUUAUCUUAUUUUGCCAUACAAUCAUUAACAUCAGUUUUAUUAAUACUAAUUAAAUCAGCUGAAAAAAAUGAUCCAAUAAUUAUACAUGAAAUAUUAACAUUAGCAUAUCAACUAUGUGAACAACUUCCAAUAAAAUGUUUGUCGUCAACAAAUAGUUUUUUAUUAAAAUCAUUAAAACCAUUGAUCGAGUAUAUAGAUAAAUUAUCUUUAAUAACAGAUCCAAUUAUUUCAAAACAAGCAAUUAAAAUUCUACUUCAUUUCUCCAUUGCAAAAGGUUCUUUUAAAGAUAUCUUAUCUAUAUUAACUAAACUAAUAUUUAAUACAACUGAUAUUUAUAAUGUUAAAAAUUUAUUUAUACAAUUAAAUAAUGGCCUUACAGAAACUCUCAAAGAAUGGGAAAAACAAAAACAUACUUCAAAUAGUGAAGAAAAAUCUGAUUCUCAUAUCGAGAAUGAUGAUAAUACAAUAUCCAAAGAAAUGACAGAAUUUAUUUCAAUUGAUUAUUUAAAAUCCAACGGUACAUAUCCUAAUAUAGAAUUAUUAAAUUUAAACGAACAAUUAUUUACUGGACAAUUUCUUUCAUCAAUUAUUUUAUCACAUAUCGAUAUUGAAAAUCAAAUUAAUUCAUUAACUAAACAAACAAAUCUUAGUUCAAUUUCAUGUGAAUUUCAUCCAAAUACAUUUAAAUAUUUAUUUAAUAUUAUUGAACAAUUAACAACAUCAUUAUUAUUAUCAUCAUCAAAUAAUACUAUUAUUCAUAUUUUAAAUAUUUGUUUACGAUUAUUUACAACACAUCUACAAAUAUUAUCUGAUAUUAAAAUUGAUAAUUAUAUUGAUUAUGAAUUAAAAAAAUGGUUUGAUUUAUUAUUAAAAUUAGUUUCUAAUGAAAAUUGUUUCGAAUUUUCAUUAUGUGAAGAAGCAUCAAAAGCUCUUAUUAAUAUUAUUCAUAUACAAAUAUUAUCAUUUGAUGAAAAAUUAUUUUUAAUGUAUAAAUAUAUUAAUGAAAAUAAAUAUUCAAUAUUAAUUAAACAAUUUUUAAUUGAAUUAAAUAAAAAUGAAAUAUUAUUCGAUUGGAUUAAUAUUUUAUGUGAUGAAAAUAAAAAAUUUUCAAUAUUACAAAUUUUAUAUUCAUUUAUUGAUUUUUCUUUUAAUAGAAAUGAUGAACAAAAAAUUUUAUUUGAACAAUUAAUAUUUAAAUUUCAACAAUUUCUAUUAUUUCGAUUAAUUGAACAAUAUGAAAAGAAAAUUUUAACUAAUAAUGAACAAUUAUCUUCUCUUAUAACAGCAUAUCUUACAUAUAUAUUUAAAUAUUGUAUUGAAAAAAUUUCUUAUACUAAUAAUUUAUUCAAUUCAAUUCUUAUUGGAUUAUGUUUAAUGACUAAAACUAAUGAAAUAUUUCUCUAUGAAUCUAUUCAAACAAUAUUUAUAUCUAUUUUACCUUUAUUAAUUGAAUAUUAUUUAAAAAAUCUAGAUAAUGAAUUCAUUUGUUUUCUUCUAGGUAGAAUGACUUAUGUUUUACUUAUGGGUUUACCAAGAAAUUCUCUAGAAAUACAAUAUAUAAAUCAAUUGAAUUCACCAAUAUUUACUGGUGGAUAUAUAACUAAUAAAAAUAAUUAUUUAUUAAAUUCUAAUUUAGCAAUUUAUAGUCAAUUUCAAUUACCAUAUGAUAUACAAGAUGAUAAAAAUUUUCUUAUGUCAAUUUAUAAUAAUAUUGAUGAUGGUGAAAAAUUAAUAAUAAAAUUAAAAAAUUUUACAAAAAAUAAACAACAACGUUUUUUACAACAAUCAAUUAUAAGUCAAGCUAAUGAUGCAUGUGCUGCUGUAUUUGCUGUUUAUAUAAAAUAUUAUCGUCAAAUAAAUCUUGCAAAAUAUGAAAUAUUACAAACAGAUCAAACUCAACCACAUAAGCAACUUUUAAGAAUUUAUGAAUAUGCAAAUCAUGUUUUAACAAUAUUUUCUACUGUUAAAGGACAAGGUGGUGAUUGUGAUGAACUUUUAAAACAAAUUAAAAUUAAAACAUUAUUUCUUUUAUUAUCAAUAAACGAAAGUAAUUUAAUACCAAUAAUUAAUGAAAAUUCAUCGUCAAUAAUCAUAGAUAAAACAAUAACAAAUAAUUUUAAAUAUCAACGACAACAAUCAAAAUGGUCAAAAGCAAAACAUGUUAUUAAAUUACUUCGACAUAUUUUUCAAGCUUGUAUUCGUUUUAAAAAAUUUAUGUUAAGAAAAAAACAAGAAAGUCAACAAAAAUAUAAUUUUGAAAAUUUAUUACAUCAAUCAAUUGAAGAUUUUCUUUAUGAAGAUUUUUAUAAAAUAUCUCUAUCGAUAAAUAACGAGGAGAAACCUAUGAAAUUAGAUGAACUUGAGAAAUGUCUAUGUCGACAACAUGAACGUGCUUUGACAAGAUUGAUUACAUAUCGAUUUAUUAAAACAUUUUUACAAACUGUUCUUAAUCUUGAAAAUAAUAAUCAAAGUUUAAAAAUUUUCUCAAUUUAUUUACCUUAUUUAAGAGAAAUGAAUUUCGAAUGGUCUUAUUUUGAUAAUAUAUCAGCAUGUAAUAAUCAAUUAAAAGAUGAAAUAAGUAAUACUUAUUAUUCAAUAAUUAAACUUAUUUUAUCUGCAUGUUUAAAAUCAAAAGAUUUAUUAGAAAAAGUUUUUUAUUUACUUAAUUUAUCAUAUGAAUCAAUUGAUCUUUAUCAUUUAUAUAAUUAUCAAUUGAUUGAAAUAUUAUUUAUAUCAUUUGUUAGUUUAAAUCAAAUCUCUGAACAUAAUAAUAUAUCAUUGAAUAUAAAAUUGAUUUCAUUUAAUUGGUUUCGAUUAUUUGUUUUUAAAUUAUGUGAAAAUACUGAAAAAUAUACAUUUAAUCAAAUAUUAGAUAAACAAGAAAAAUAUAUUUUUAAUACAUUAAUUUUAAAUGAAUUGAAAUAUUUCAAACAAAUACAAGAAACAUUAACAAUUAAUUCUGAAGAACAAAAAAAUGAUUCUCUAAAAAAUAUUUCUAUCAGUUGGUUUCUUCAAAUAAAUGAAACAAAUAAUAAUAAUAAUACAUCAAUCAUUUCAAAUAUAUAUGAAUUAGAACUUUAUAAAAAUCAAUAUUUAGUUCUUUUACUUCAAUGUAGUUAUUAUUAUAAACAUAUUUUAUCUAUUUGUGCAAAUAUUGAUUAUCUUAAAGAAUUACUCAAUAUUUAUCAUCAUAGUCAAUCUAAUCUUACACGUUUACUUACUAUCAAAUUUUUACGUUAUUUAAUUCCUUACAUAUCAGAUAAUAUUGAUGAUAUAUCAAGAAAUCUUAUUGAAGAAUUUUUAAAUGAAAUUUUAAAUUCUAUUGGUGAAAAUAAAAUUUCACAAGAAAUUCUAUCAGAAUUAAUCUAUAUGUAUCGUACAAUAAUGUCAAUUAAUUCAUUAUGGCAAAGUAUAGCAACAAAUUUUGUAAUUAAUUCUAUAAAAUUAUAUUUAAAUUUAAAAUCUAUUAAACUUAAUCAUAUUAAUGAAAUGAAUAAACUUUUAGCAUCAUUAUGUAUUUUAGGUGAAUAUAUUGAACCUUAUCGAUUAGGUUCAAUUGUAACUAUUGAUAAUGAUGAAACAUUAUUUGCAAUAAUUAUUGAAAUUAAUUCAAAUAUAAAUAAUAUAGAAACAUCUUAUUUAAUACAAUAUUUACAAACGAAUGAUAUUGAAAAUGUUUCAAUAGAUAAAUUAAAACUUGAAAUUGAUGUUUUACCACCAAAUCUAUCAAAUAUAGAUGAUAUAAUAUUUGAUAUAUUAGGUAAUUUUAUUCAAAUUGAUACAACAAUAAAUCAAUCAUUAAUAUUAUUAGAAUUAAAACGUCGUUCAAUAUCAGUUUUAUAUCAUUUAUUAAAUAAUAAAAAAUUAAUUGAAAUAUUUAUUGAUAAAUCUUAUAUAUCGACUAUUGCUCAAUUAUGUAUAUCAAAUUCAUUAGAAAAAAUUCAACAAGAACAAGAACAACAACAACAACAAUCAAUUGAUUUUGAUUUUUCAAAUAAACAAGAUUUAGAAAAAUAUUCUUUAAUUUUAGAUACAUAUAAAAAAUUAAAAUUAAUAACUAAUAAUGAAAAUAAGAAUAUAAUUGAUGAUUCAUUAUAUACAAUAUGGAAUAAUAAUGAAUUUAAUCAUGAUCAAUUAAUUAUGAAUAGUUUAUUAACACCUAUAUCAAAUACAAAUCCAUGGAAACCAUAUGUAUCUGAAAUAGAAAUGGAAUUUUUUAAAAAAGGUCGAAUUGGAAAAAAUGAAAUUUCUAUUGUUCCAAAACCAUAUUAUUUUGCUUCUUCACAAACAAUUCAAGAAUGUGGAAUUAAACAUCGAUUUCAUGGACGAUUAGCACCUGAUAAUGAUAAUACACGAGAAAAUUUUCCAACAUUUAUUAUUGAUAAUUUACAAUUAAGUGAAGGAAAAUGGUAUUAUUGUGUUCGAUUACCAGUUGGUGGAACUAUUCAAAUAGGAUGGGCAACUAAUGGUUUUGCACCUAAUAAAGAUCAUGGAGUAGGUGAUGAUAAAUAUUCAUGGUCUUAUGAUGGUUCACGAGCUGUUUUUUUCUAUGAAGAAGGAUAUUAUAAUCAAUUUAAUAAUAUUCGUUGGAAAGAUAAUGAUAUAUGUGGUUGUGGAAUUGAAAUUAAUGGUAUAAAUACAAACAUAAAAUAUUGGUUAAAUGGAAAAUUUUUAGGUACAGCUUUUACACAUGAUUCAUAUAUACCAUUAUCGACAACAAAAUGUAAUUUAUUACCAAAUGGACCUACAACAACAUAUUUUCCAAGUGUUACUGUACAAUAUGGUGGUGAACCAUUACGAUAUUGUGAAUUAAUAUUUAGUCCAGAAGAUAUGGAAGAUUGUCCAUUACCAAAUGGUUAUAAACCUUUAUUAUUACCAAAACAAAUUGAUGUAAAAAAUUGUCUUGUUAAUUAUCCUUUUAAUGCUUAUUUAAUUGGUGAAAAUGCUAAAGAUUAUUUAUAUACUACACGAAUAAAUUCAUCUAAUAUAUUUCUACGUGAUUUUAUUAAUGAACAACAUCUUGAAACAAAAUUUACUUUAGAUAAUAAUAAUCAUUAUCUUAUUUUAUCAGAAGAAAAUAAUGGUUUUCCAUUAAUAAUAAAUAAUGAUAAUAUGACAUCAUUAACAAUAAGUUUUGAUUUUCAAAUAUUAUUAUCAUCAUCAUCAUCAUCAAAUGAAAAAUCAAAUAUUUUAUUAUUUAAAUUAGAUUCAAUUGAAAUAACAUGUCAAAAAAAUGAUGAAAAAUUACAAUGUGUAAUUAUUUUUCUAGCAAAAAAAGGUUAUAUUAAAGUUUAUAUUAAUAAUAAAUGUCGAACAUUUAUAAAUGCAUUUCAACGUGAAACAAUAAGAAAAUUAAAUUUAAAUAUUUUACCAAAUAUUGCUGUUAAAAUAAAAAAUCUUGCUAUUUGGAAAUAUGCACUUAGUGAAAAUGAUAUUGAAAAUUUAUUUACUUAUAAUCUUUCUUAUAUUGCUAUUGAAUAUCAACAAAUAAAAGAAUAUCGUAAACAAGUUAAUCAAAUAUCAUUUUUAAAAAAUCAAAUAAUAUUUAUAGAUGAAUAUCUUAUACCAUUUAAUGAAUCAUUUAAAGAAGAUAUAUGGAAGAAAAAAAAAAUACAAGCAGAUAAUAAUGAAUCAAAAUAUUUUAAAACAAAUAAUAAUAUAGAUUAUUCAAUAGUUGAAUUAUUUGGUAAUCAAACAUAUCUUAUUUUAGAUAAAUCAAAUGAAGAAUGGUUUGAAUAUACAUUUAUUCUUAAUAUAUUUAUUCCUUAUUGGCCAAUUAUAAAUGAAAAAUUAACAUUAAUUAAAUUAAAUUCUAAUGUUGAAAUUUAUAUAAUAGAUAAUGGUAAAAUUUGUCUUGAAAAUAAUGAAAAUAUAUAUAAAAGUAAUUCAAUAGUUAAUCUUAAUGAAUAUUUUGAUUUAUUUAUAACUGUACAAGAAAAAUUUAUUCAAAUUUAUUUAAAUAAUAAUUUAGAAAUUGAUAUUAAAAUAAAUGAUGAUCAAUUUAAUAUUAAAUCAAAUCGAAUUGAUUUAUUUAAAGAAACUGAUUUAAGAAAAAAUACAACAAAUGAAAAUACACUUCGAAUAUCAUUAAAAUCAAUUACAUAUCUUAAUCGAUCAAUAUCAAUUGAUGAUCGAAAUUCACCAAUAUUAACUAUACCACCUUUUUUAAUUCUUGGAUCAAAUCUAUUAGCAAUGGGAUAUAAAAAAUCCUGGAUAAAAUCAGUUGUUAAAACAUAUAAAACAUCAAAUAUUGCAAUAAUUCAUAAAAUUUUAUAUGAACAAAAGGAAGAAUUUAUAAAACGAGAUAUUGAAAAUCAUCGAAAACGUUAUUUAAAAAUAUUAACACGAUUAAAUCCAUCAAUUAAUUCUCAAAUUUUCAAAGAUAUAAUUAAUUCUUCAAUAGUUCGUACUAAUGAACAAUUAAUAGAUAUUUCACAACAUAUUUUUCCAUAUUGGAUAUGUUUACAAUCAUCAAAUAUUUCUCAUAAUAAUCAUAAAAUAGAAUUUAAAUUAAAUUUUGAUAUGCAAUGGUUUUUUCAAACUUUUCAAGAUGUUAAUAUUAAAUAUAAUAAUAUCAAUGAAUGGAUUAUUGAUAAAGAAUCAACAAUAAAUAAUGAAAAUAUUCUAUAUGAAUUACUUGAUUUAAAUGAAUACGAUCAAAAACAAAUAAGAAGAAAAAAAACUCAACAAUUAAUUAAAUCUUUAGAUAAAAAUAUUUCAUCAAAACAAUUUUUACAAUCUUGUAUUGAUUGUGAACAUGGAUUAAUAACAAUCUAUGCACGUUAUAUUAUUUUUAAUAUAAUUAAAUUUUGGUUAUAUGAUCAAACAACUUUAUUUCCAUUAGAAAAAUUUGGUGAUUAUACAUUUAUUGUUAUAUUAUUAAAAUUAUUAGAUGAUAUUGAAAUAGAUAAAGAUGAAAAACAUAAUCAAAUACAUUUAUUAAUUAAUUUAAUUCUUAAAAAUGAAAUUAAAAAAUUAAUUGAAUAUAAUUCUACAAUUGACAAUAAUAUAUUAGAAAAUAAAGCACCAUUAUUUUAUCAUUUACAAAAAUAUAUAUUUAUUCAAUCGAUUGAAUUAUUAUUUAAACCAUCUUUAUUCAAUGAAAAUUUAAAUAAAAAAACAAUUAUGAAUGAACAACAACCAGAUUUUGAUUUUAUUUUAAAAAUUCUUAAUUUUUUUAUUGAAUUAAUAACAGAUAAAUCAUUAAUAAAACAAAAUCAAAUUGAUUUUAUUAUGUCAUUAAUAUUUCCUACACAAUUAAUUAAUCUGAUGUUUGAUUUAUUUUUGUUAGCUCCUACACAUCAUGCAAAAAUAGUUAUUAUUCAUCUAUUUACUAUUUUACUUCAUACAAAUGAACAUUUUAACUUAAAUAAUGAAAUUCAACAAUUUUGUAUUCAAUUAUUAAUUGAAUUAUCAUCAAAAACAAUGUCACAAAGCAAUUGUUCAACAAAAAGUCUUCGCAUAGCUUUAAUAGAUUUGAUAUUUGUUUUAUUAACAAAACAAAAAAUUCAAAAAAUUGAAUUAAAACUUCCUAAACAAAUUCAAGAUUUAUUUAUAACAAUUAAUGUUAUUAUUGCUUUGACUGAUCAAACAAAACAAACAUUAUUACCUGAAGAUUUUCUUCAACAAUCAAAUGAUAUUUUAGGUAAUAAUAUUCAAUUAAAUCAAGAUGAUUUUAAAAAAUGUAAUAAUGAUUUUAAUACAAUAUCGGAUCAAGAUCUAAUUAAUUUAAUGAAUAAUGAUCAAUCACUUAAUGAUUCAUUAUUGAAAUUUAUUGAAAAUCUUUCAAUAGAAUCUCAAUCAAAUUCAACAUUCUAUAAAAAUUCUAUAUCUUUAUCAAAUAUACCUAUUGAUUCUAUUCAAAUUCGUGCUCAAUUUUUAUAUUUAUUAAAUAAAUUUAUUGAAAAAAGUCUUUCAUUAAUUGAUUUAAGUUUAUCAACAGGACAAAAUUUUCUAACUGAUCAAUUUCAAAAAAUAAAACCUUAUUUAUUAUUUUCAAUAAAAGUUCAAUUAUUUACAGAAACUUUAGAAAAAACUCAAUCAAGAUAUGAUAGUGAUUGGAAUAUGAUUAAUUUUGAUAUACUUAAAGCUAGUACAAAUACUAACAAUAGUGAAAAUACAAUGUUCUAUCAAGCUUAUCAACAAUUACAUACAAAAGCUCAUAUAAUAUUUCGACGAUCAAAUGAACAAAUUUGGCAUGCACAAUAUAUUGGAAUGCAUAGUACUGAUCAUGGUGGAGCUUAUCGUGAUUCUCUAACUCGUAUUUGUUCUGAUAUAUGUUCAUUACGAUUAUCAUUAUUUAUUUUAUGUCCAAAUGGACGUACAAAUAUUGGUUUAAAUCGUGAUUGUUGGAUUCCAAAUGUAUUUUCACCAAAUAAAUCUAUACCAAAUAAAUAUAAACGACAAUAUCGUUUUAUUGGACAAUUAUUUGGUAUGGCUAUAAGAAAAAAACAUUAUUUAAAUAUUAAAUUUCCUAUUUUAUUAUGGAAAAAAUUAUUAAAUGAAUUAAUAACUAUUGAAGAUAUUCAAGCUAUUGAUUUACAAAGUUUUACAAUUAUAAAUGAAACAGAAAAAAAUAUUGAACAAAUUAAAUUAACUGAUAAUGAUAAUGAUAUUAAUUCUUUAUUUAGUAGUAUUAUGAGUGAAUUACGAUUUGAUGUUGUUAGUUCAUCUGGAGAAACCUAUGAACUUAUUCCUAAUGGUUCAAAUAUAUCAAUUACAAUUGAAAAUUUUAAAUAUUAUUGUUCUUGUUAUCGACAAUAUCGUCUUAAUGAAUUUAAUCGACAAAUUAAUUAUAUUCAACAAGGUUUAUAUAGUAUUAUUCCAUAUUAUUAUUUAAAUUUAUUUACUGCUAAAGAACUUGAAGAAGCUGUAUGUGGAAAAGAUCAAAUUGAUAUAGAACUUUUAAAACGAAAUACUUUAUAUGGUGGUGAUUAUAAUAAAAAUUCACCACCGAUUGAACGUUUUUGGAUUGUUCUUAAUGAAAUGUUUAAUAAUGAUCAAAAGAAUUUAUUUUUAAUAUUCGUUUGGGGUAGAAGUACAUUACCUAUUCGAGAUGAAGAUUUUCAAUCGAAAUUUCUUAUUACCUCGUAUGAUGUUUAUCAAGGUGAAGUCGAUCAAGCACUUCCACGAUCACAUACAUGUUUUUUUACUCUUGAUUUACCCGCUUAUUCAACGACUGAUAUUAUGUAUGAGCGUUUAAAUUAUGCUAUUACUUGUUGCUCAAGUAUAGAUGGUGAUGGUACUGUUAACAAUGCAUUUAAUGACGAUGGUUUUGAUUCUGAUGAUGGUAGUGAUGAUGAAUAA